UCAAUUGUCAAUCCCUUCCACUCAGAUUUGCUCCUUUCUCUCUUUCCACCGUGAGAACUGGUUAUCGGAACGUUCGCUCAGAGCAGUCAAAAGUACUCAAUGGGAACCGUUUCGCUUCUGUUCUUCUAUUCUAAAUUCUACUCCCAUUCCCGUCAUUGAAGUUUGCCUCUCUCUCCGUGUCUCUGGCUUCAGUCAAAUUUGACUUUCAUUUCUCUGCAAUUCGUCCAAUCCUUCAAUCACAGCACCGCGUUACCUGCACGAGGCUCUGUUUGGUCGCUACUAAAUUUCAGCCGAAGAAAAAGAUAUCAGAUCUUGGGUUACGACACGGAAAUAAAUGAGGUUUUAGAGAUCGCAUUCUUGUGGAACUGAAGGCCGUGGCGGUCUACUAGUUGCUGUUUAGUUUGCCAUGGAUGAGGAAAAUGCUGUCGAGCUUCUACAAAGAUACAGGCGGGACAGGCGGAUACUUCUUGAUUUUAUACUUUCUGGUAGUCUGAUAAAGAAAGUUGUGAUGCCUCCUGGUGCAGUUACACUAGAUGAUGUGGAUCUUGAUCAAGUUAGUGUCGAUCAUGUCCUCAAUUGUGCUAAAAAAGGUGGAAUGCUGGACUUAUCAGAAUCUAUUAGAGAUUAUCAUGAUCACAUUGGCUUACCCCAAAUCAGUAAUACAGGUUCUGCUGGUGACUUUUAUUUGGUUACAAGUCCUGAAUCUUCAGGUUCACCUCCGAAACGUGCACCGCCGCCUGCUCCUGCUUUCACGCCACCUCCUGUUUACACACCAUCCCCCGUUUCCACACCAGCUUCUGUUUCCGCACUAGCUCCGACUUUUGCACCAUCUUCCAUUGUGUCAAAUGUGUCAAGAUCUGAGUCUUUUAACUCCACACAGGUUCAAGAACUGACUGUAGAUGAUAUUGAAGAUUUUGAGGAUGAUGAUGAUGCUGAAGAGGUUGAUAGUCUCAGAGUUUCAAGGAGGAACACAAAUGAUGCUUCUGAUCUUGCACUUAAAUUGCCUUCUUUUGCAACAGGAAUCACUGAUGAUGACCUCCGUGAAACUGCAUAUGAAGUCCUUUUGGCAUGUGCUGGGGCCACAGGGGGUCUCAUUGUACCAUCAAAGGAGAAAAAGAAAGAUAAAAGGUCCAAGUUGAUGAGAAAGCUUGGACGUAGUAGAAGUGAAAAUGUUGUCAUGCAGUCACAACAUGCACCUGGAUUGGUCGGCUUGUUGGAGACCAUGCGUGUCCAGAUGGAGAUAUCUGAGGCAAUGGAUAUCAGAACAAGACAAGGCUUGCUCAAUGCGCUUGUGGGAAAGGUGGGAAAAAGAAUGGAUACCCUAUUGAUUCCUCUUGAGCUUUUGUGUUGUAUCUCGCGCACAGAAUUUUCUGACAAGAAGGCUUUUAUAAGGUGGCAGAAAAGGCAGCUAAAUAUUUUGGAGGAGGGGCUUAUUAACCAGCCUGUUGUAGGAUUUGGGGAAUCUGGGCGCAAGGCAAGUGAAUUGAGGAUUCUACUGGCAAAGAUUGAGGAAUCUGAGUCUCUUCCACCUUCCACGGGUGAGCUUCAACGAACGGAAGCCUUGAGAUCUCUUAGAGAGAUUGCCAUUCUGCUUGCUGAGAGGCCAGCUCGUGGUGACUUAACUGGUGAAGUAUGCCACUGGAUAGAUGGUUAUCCCCUAAAUGUUAGAUUAUAUGAGAAACUUCUUCUCAGUGUCUUCGACAUGUUAGAUGAGGGAAAGCUGACAGAGGAAGUGGAAGAAAUUCUUGAGCUCUUGAAGUCGACCUGGCGUGUUUUAGGAAUCACAGAGACCAUCCAUUACACCUGCUAUGCAUGGGUGCUAUUUCGUCAGUAUGUUAUUACAAGCGAUCAAGGAAUCUUGCGACAUGCCAUGGAACAGCUGAAGAAAAUACCAUUGAAGGAACAACGGGGUCCACAAGAGAGGUUACACUUGAAUGGUUUGCAUUCCAAAGUUGAACAAGGGGGUUUUCGGGAGUCGUCUUUCUUACAAUCCUUUUUAUCACCCAUCCAGAAGUGGGCUGAUAAGCAGCUAGGAGAUUACCAUCUGCACUUUGCUGAGAGAUCGGCAAUGAUGGAGCAUAUAGUGGCAGUUGCAAUGGUUACUCGAAGGCUUCUUUUGGAAGAACCUGAGGCAUUGCAAUCUAUCUCCAUCACAGAUCGAGAUCAGAUAGAAUCGUACAUAUCAUCAUCCAUCAAAAAUGCUUUUUCCAGGAUGCUGCAAACUGUUGAAAAAUCAGACUCAAUACAUGGACAUCCUUUGGCGUUGCUUGCAGAAGAGUCCAAGAAACUUUUGAAAAAAGAUUCAACCAUGUUCAUGCCUGUUUUCUCUCAGAGGCAUCCACAUGCAGCUGUUGUUUCAGCAUCACUUGUUCAUAAGCUGUAUAGGAACAAGUUGAAACCCUUUCUUGAUGGUGCUGAACAUCUGACAGAGGAUGUUGUAUCUGUAUUUCCGGCAGCCGAUAGCCUUGAACAGUAUAUACUGGCCCUUAUUAUGUCUUCAUGUGAAGAGGAGACCUCAGAGGUCUACUGUAGAAAACUAAUUCCAUAUGAGAUUGAAUCUAUAUCCGGAACCUUGGUGAUGCGCUGGGUCAAUUCGCAGCUCGGGAGAAUUUUAGGUUGGGUUGAACGGGCCAUUCAACAAGAGAGGUGGGAGCCAAUAUCACCUCAACAGCGGCAUGGGAGUUCAAUUGUUGAAGUUUAUCGAAUUGUGGAGGAGACGGUUGACCAAUUUUUCACUCUUAAAGUUCCAAUGAGAUCUACAGAGCUGAAUAGCGUAUUUCGUGGCAUUGACAAUGCUUUUCAAGUGUAUGCAAAUCAUGUAAUUGACAAGUUGGCUAGCAAGGAGGACUUGAUUCCACCUGCGCCUAUCCUCACACGAUACAAGAAAGAAGCUGGAAUAAAGGCUUUUGUAAAGAAGGAAUUGUUUGACCAUAGGCUGACGGAUGAGAAAAGAUCUACUGACAUAAAUGUCUUGACUACACCAACCCUCUGUGUUCAGUUAAAUACUCUACAUUAUGCUAUUAGUCAGCUGAAUAAGUUGGAAGAUAGCAUUUGGGAGAGAUGGACCAAGAAAAUGCCCCGUGAAAAGUUGAAAAAGAAAUCUAUUGAUGAGAAAUCCAAAAGUUUCAUCCAAAAGGACGCAUUUGAUGGGAGUAGAAAAGAUAUAAAUGCUGCUAUCGACCGGAUUUGUGAAUUUACUGGAACUAAAAUAAUCUUCUGGGAUUUAAGGGACCAGUUCAUUGACAACUUAUAUAAACCCCGUGUUGGUCUUUCUAGGCUGGAAGCACUGAUUGAACCACUUGAUGCGGAACUUAGUCGACUUUGUAAUAUAAUUGUGGAGCCCCUCAGGGAUCGCAUUGUUACCAGUCUGCUUCAGGCAUCCCUAGAGGGCUUACUUCGUGUUGUAUUAGAUGGGGGCCCAUCACGACUUUUCUCCCUGGCUGAUGGAAAACUAUUGGAAGAAGAUUUAGAAGUCUUAAAGGAGUUUUUCAUUUCUGGUGGAGAUGGGCUUCCUCGAGGAGUGGUGGAAAAUCAUUUGGCACCUGUCCGGCAUGUAAUACAGUUGCAUGGCUAUGGGACUCAAGAACUGAUCGAUGACUUGAGAUCUAUGAGUGGCUCGGACAUGCAGGACAGCAGAAGCAAACUAGGAGCAGAGCCAAAGACGCUAUUGAGAAUAUUAGCUCACAGGGCUGAUUCAGAGGCCUCUCAAUUCCUCAAGAAGCAGUACAAAAUACCUAAAUCUUCAGCUUAGGUAACGCCUGUUUCACUAGAAGGAAAGCCAAUGUAACAUAAAUGUGUACUUUAGCCACUUGCUCAUGUGAAAAUAAAUCCCAUUCAUACGACUCUUCAUGUAUGCAUUUUUCAAAAAAAAAAAAAAUGUUCUUGUAUGGGUACGUUGUAUUUCAUUUUUUGUGCCGUUUGAUGGCGAUUUGUAGUGUGUACACUGUAACUGAUUCAAUUGCGGCAUUUCUCUAUCAUAGGUGCUUCAGGCUUGAGUUGUGGAA
This is a messenger RNA of Carya illinoinensis, 4004 nucleotides long. RefSeq names its product protein unc-13 homolog. The coding region runs from base 407 to 3751 and encodes 1114 amino acids. NCBI's taxonomy places the organism in Eukaryota, Viridiplantae, Streptophyta, Magnoliopsida, Fagales, Juglandaceae. The transcript has 28 exons. The record is from RefSeq and is a predicted model, not a curated record.